Messenger RNA from Suillus plorans, 744 nucleotides. RefSeq lists its product as uncharacterized. Lineage: Eukaryota; Fungi; Basidiomycota; Agaricomycetes; Boletales; Suillaceae. The transcript has a single exon. Bases 1 to 744 code for a protein of 247 amino acids. The record is from RefSeq and is a predicted model, not a curated record.
AUGUCCUCUAACCCGCUUCCAACUCCCCUGUUCCGUGCCCAGAACGGGGUAUUCGUCAUGGCGGAUCGUUACCGCCCCGGCGUCUCGUUGGCUAUCACCCUUGACCAGCUGCGUCUGUACUUGCAGUACGACGCCGACCUGCGUAGCGGGACCGCCCCCAACACCAUCAUCACACCCAUCGGCUACGACGACUUCGCCGUUGCGUUAAAUUCGAAUGCUGGGGCGGGCGUGCAAGUCGCCAUUGUGCAAGAAGGGGACGAGGGAGUCCGCAUUACCGGACGUCCCCCAACCUUGGCUGAACUCGUUGGGCUGGAAGCCACCCGACGAGCAGCACCCACCCCUCGUGACCCUCGGGAAGACGCUGGAGGCCAAUGGUUGGACUCGCGUCGCUCUGAGCUCCUGGACCACGCACUGUGGGACAACUUGGAGCGGAACAAGAAGCAGCGCAUUUGGCGCGACAAAAGCGUGGCCGAACGCCAGGCCAAACGGAGGCGAAGGGAGGAUGAUGAGGCGAUGCGCCCUUUCGCACCCUCCACCUCCUUAACCAACGCCCUCGCUGGGCCCUCCGGCCUGAAUAACCCCAUCACUCCAUCCAUUCCUCCUCCCCCUCCUAUUACACCAGUUCCUGACCCUCCUGCACCUCCUGUCGAUGGCGAGGACGAGGAGAUGGACGAUGACAGAGCGGAAGAGUGCGCUCAGGACAAAGGCAAGGGGAAAGGACUCGGUCGUAUCCCGAAGAAAUGA